AUGGAAUUUGAAGAAUAUGAAAAAUUUGAGAUUGAACUAAAGAAAGAUUUAGAUAAUGAAAAUGAACUAAAAGAUGAUUUAGCUAAUGAAAAUGAUCAAGAAAAUACUAAUGAGAAUACAGAUAAAAAUAUAAAUGAAAAUACAA
Messenger RNA from Diversispora eburnea, 145 nucleotides. The record is from the annotation of a GenBank genome assembly. Lineage: Eukaryota; Fungi; Glomeromycota; Glomeromycetes; Diversisporales; Diversisporaceae.